This is a messenger RNA of Elgaria multicarinata webbii, 1236 nucleotides long. RefSeq names its product G protein-coupled receptor 150 (gene GPR150). Bases 1 to 1236 code for a protein of 411 amino acids. Gene Ontology annotation, molecular function: peptide binding; G protein-coupled receptor activity. The transcript has 2 exons. The record is from RefSeq and is a predicted model, not a curated record. Gene Ontology annotation, biological process: G protein-coupled receptor signaling pathway; cellular response to hormone stimulus. NCBI's taxonomy places the organism in Eukaryota, Metazoa, Chordata, Lepidosauria, Squamata, Anguidae. Gene Ontology annotation, cellular component: plasma membrane.
AUGGACGGCACGCUCAAGCCCGACAGCCUUCCCUUCGGACCCAACUUGUCCAGCGCGCAGCAUCCCGGCGAGUGGAACUUGAACCUUUCCUUCCCCUCCGGCUGGGCUACUCCCGGGCAGCCCGCGCGGACCAUCUCGGCGGGCGCGAUCAUGUUGCUGGCACUGGUGGGCAACGGUCUGCUCUUGCACCAUCUCCGCUGCGGGGGGUGUUGCUGCUGCGGGGGCCGCUUCGGACGGCGGCGCAAGAUGGAUUUCCUCUUGGCGCACUUGGCCGUAGCCGAUCUCUACGGCUGCGGACUGGCGCUGCUCUCCCAGCUUCCUUCAGCCGAGGGAGCAGAGGCGGGGUACGCGGGGUGGCCGGCAGGGGACGCCACCUGUCGCCUGCUCCGGCUCCUGCAAGGCUCGGGGCUGCUAGCGCCCUCGCACAUGCUGGUGCUUAUCGCGCUGGAACGACACCACUUGGUGAGGGGACCGCUGCACCCGCUGCCCUCUUUCAUGCCAGCCCGGGGUGCCCUGGCCGCGCUGGGCUGGCUGUUGGCGCUGCUGCUCGCCCUACCUCAAGCCUUCGUGUACAGGCUGAGCCCGCCGCAGCCCGGAGGCCGCUGCCUCAGCGUCUUCGGGCAGCGGCCCCGCUGGCACAGCCAAGCCUACGCCGUGUACGGGGCCCUCACGGGCUUCGUGGCCCCCGCCUGCUUGUUGGGCGGGACCUGCGGCCGCAUCCUCUACGCGCUCAGCGCCUCGCGCACCCAAGAGGAGGAGCCGUCGCGGGGGUCGGCGGGAGCAACUGCGCCCCGAAGUCUGCCCCGCGCGCGAGCCCGGGCACUGCAGCUGACACUGGCGCUGGCCACGCUGUUCGCGCUCUGUGGAUUCCCGCGCUUCCUUCUGGAGCUCGGCUUGGCGUUUGCUUCUCCUGCGAGUACAGACGACGAAGCCCGGACGACCCUGGGCAGCAUCAUGGCGGCCACUAACAGUGCCCUCAACCCCUACGUGUGCCUCUUAUUCCAUAGCCACCGGUCGUGGGCGCGGCGCCUCCAGCGCAGUCUCUGCCGCUGCCCAGACGGACAGCCCCGACGGCGAGCUCGCCAUCGGCACGGCCCGCCGCCACAGGCAGCCGCCGAGCGCACGGCGCUCUGGCUCUGCCCCUGCCAAAGCAAGGCAUCCAACGUCUCCACGGCGGCCCAGCGAGAGGAGAUUGAGAGCCGGACUGCCCCGCCUGCGUGCGAGAGCGGAUUCUAA